Linepithema humile (Argentine ant) is the source of this 7778-nucleotide messenger RNA. RefSeq names its product Dual-specificity tyrosine phosphorylation-regulated kinase 2. Gene Ontology annotation, cellular component: nucleus; cytoplasm; cytoskeleton. NCBI's taxonomy places the organism in Eukaryota, Metazoa, Arthropoda, Insecta, Hymenoptera, Formicidae. Gene Ontology annotation, molecular function: protein serine/threonine/tyrosine kinase activity; protein serine/threonine kinase activity; ATP binding. Gene Ontology annotation, biological process: peptidyl-serine phosphorylation; peptidyl-threonine phosphorylation. The record is from RefSeq and is a predicted model, not a curated record.
UCAGUCGGCCGCUGAACUCGCGCGCCGUACGGUUGGUACGUCUGCGUUUAUCGCGCUUAAUCGUUCGUUUGUCCGUCCGUUUGUUCGUUCGUUCGUUCGUUCGUUUCGCGUAUCGUCCGCCGUUGAGCCGCGUCUUUCUUCAUCGUUUUGCCGUGCUUUUCUCCGACUAGCAUCGUAUCCUGCCGCGAUCGGAUCGAGACGUUUAGUGAGACACUCGCACGUCUGUUCUUCCACCAGAGACCGUUCAUCCGUCUGAAGGUGUUUCAUCUGAGAGGAAAGCAACGACGACAGCUCUAAGGCCCACGGAAACUGCGAGACUGCUACCCUUGGAUUUUUGGCAGGCUCUUCCCCUGCGACAGUUCAUCCACGCACGCGGCCGCGACGUCGACGCGAAUUUUUUCUGCAUGAUCUUGUACGGCCUGUAGGCGUCGCGUACGGUAACAAGAGAGCGGUGGCAGACGAGGAUGUAGCCUGUGACAGAGUGAUUUUUCGAUUGAGAGCGAGCGAGAAUCACACGAGUUUUGAAGACGACGAUGCGCGCGGUACAGGGAAGAGGAAUCGACCGAGGGAAGAGCAGGUCAACUUGAGAAGAAAAAGAGAAGUAAAGAGAGAAAGAGAGAGAGAAAGAGAGAGAGAAAGAGAAAGAAAGAGAAAGAAAGAGAAAAAUAUUCUCUCCACUUCCUCGCGGGGAAACAAGCCGGAUGUUAUCGCGAGACGUUGAGACUGAUAAAAAACACUGCCAGGAGUAAUGACGAGCUAGAUCGUUGCUUCGUUCUCCGCUCAACCGUUCCUUCGUCCAUCUUAGCCCUCGCUAACUGCCUCUCCACCUGCCCCCCUCGUGUCAGCCCUGUCUUCGUUACGUAUACACACGUACAUUAAUAUAUAUAUACAUAUACACAUUUGUUUCUCAUUCGAGAUCAAAGACUGAAAAUAAAAGGUGGCGACAUGUUGGGCGUGAGUCAGCCGGGCAACACGCCCUCGAGCUUACGGCACUCGGCGAGUUUCUCGUGCUUGCAACGCGGCACCGCCGGCGAGGGUCAUCGUGCGAGGACUUCGACGCUGCUACAACAGCCGAGUCUGCAGCUGAGCAACAGUCAUCAUCAGUAUACGUCCAGCGGCCAGGCGGUGACAGCGGCGGCGGCGGCGGCCGCGCAUUGCUCCCUGCUGCAGCAUCAUCAUCAGCAGCAGCAGCAGCAGCAACAGUCCCGCGAGCCACUUGAUUCCGUCCUACAGGACGGCAACGAUUAUGGCUUCGUGAGGAUCCGGCCGCGGUUGCGCAGCACGAAUGCGACAUUGUAUCACGAAGAGGAGGUGGCGGCCGCGAAGAACGCCCUGCGGGAGCAACGAGACGCCGCAGCGUUCAGCGACCGGGAGUGCGACUCCAAUUUCAGGGACUGCUCGCUGAAAGUCAAGGAUCGUGACCUCUCGCCGAAGGGCGCGGCGAAGAAUCAGAACCCCCUGCGGGGCGCGUUGAUCCUCUUCACUUCAACGUCAUCCUGGUGGAAGGCCCGUCAGCGAGAGGAGCAGCUGAACGCCACCGGCGGUACGACGGCCAUCAGCGCGCCGUCAUCAGAACGGAAGUGGUCGAGUACGGCGAUGGCGUCCCCGUCGAACGAGAGAAAGUGGUCGUCCUCGAUGACGUCGCCCACGAAUGAACGGAAAUGGUCCGUGGGUAACAGUCUGCUGACAUCACCGUCAAACGAGAGGAAGUGGAACAGGUCCUCGGUUUCGUCCACGUCCACGAACCAACAGGAUCGGAAGUGGCGGUCUCUCGGCGCACUUUUAAGGACUCCCGGCACCGGCAAUAGCUCCCACACCAGCCAGAACUCCCUGUCGCACAACAUGAGCGUAUCCAUGAUCGAAGGCGAUCAUUUCCGCGAGGAAUCGCGCGGUUCGAGUUGUAAGGCACGCUAUCAGCAGCCGACGUCGUACUCGGCGCGAGUCUCCCGAAUCAGUAGAGAUGUCUAUCGAGAAAACGGAGAAUUCGGCCAGGUUUCCGGCCGAUCGAAGGUCAGCCGCAGAUUAUAUCAAGACAUCGAACCGGCAGCUGAUCGAGAUCUCGACGAGCGACAUGUCGCGCCACGCGGUCGACAUCAUCUGGACGACUCCGAACUGUGCAGAAGCAAUCGAGACUUCUGCAGAGCCGCGGAACAGAGCGCCGUGGAGACCCGUGGCGCGACCUCCACUGCCAGAUCGAGCCGUGCGCAGAGCUUUUACCUGCUGGACGACUUCCUGCGGCCGCAGCCACAGCAGCCGAGCAACAAGUGCAUGCUGAAUCUGUACAUGUCGCCGUCGCACGCCGUCAAGUGCGGCAACGAACACGGCCGGUCAUGCGAGGUCAGACAGGCGACCUGUCAGCAGGCAAAUGUCAGCAGCAACAUCACGCCGCCGCGACGCCACAACUCAAGCUCGGACAGCCUCGAAGUGGCCACGAGUCCGCUGCCGCCGCCGGUGCCGCCGCCACCGCCGCAGACCACCGGUAAUGCGCGGGACCGCGAGCGGAAUGAGAACCCGAAGGAGACCAGCAAGGACGUGUGUCCGUGCAAACUGUGCUGGACCAAUAUGCAGAGAUCCCUCGUGGAAGAGGUGAGUAGGCGAUCCAAAGAACAUGCGACACAAGAGAAGGGAAGGAGUCCUGGAACGUUGCACAAAGAUGUUGGCGGCGCUGGUACGAAGGUCAGCGAGAAAACGGUCGGUGGCGUCGGCACGGCGACCCUCACCACGCUCUCCUCCAUUAAUAACGCGUCCAACACCGGCCGCAACAAAAACAACCCCGUAUCUCACGAGAAAUUGCCGUCUUUCUUCAACACCAAGCCGACGCGGGUGGAUAAAUCGGACAACAACAAUGCCAACAAUUCCAACAACACCAGCAACAACAUUCACAAUAUGCCGCUGCACGAACCCAUCAGCGCUACUUCUCCCGAAGUAUACGCUGGGAGAUUGCCAAUGACACCCCAGGAAGCGGUGAAGUAUUACGGCACCAGGCUGACGGAGUUCGAGCGCGCCGAGAUCGAGAAAUACUCGGAGAUCUGGUAUCUGGGUCUGUCGGCCCACAAGAUUCACGGCGAGGAAGUCUCCUCCCAGAACGGCGGUUACGACGACGAGAACGGCAGUUACAACAAGGUCCUGCACGAUCACAUCUCUUACAGAUACGAGAUACUGGAGGUGAUCGGCAAAGGGAGCUUCGGUCAGGUGAUUCGAGCGCUGGAUCACAAAACGGGACAGCACAUCGCCAUCAAGAUCAUCAGGAACAAAAAGAGAUUCCAUCAUCAGGCGCUGAUCGAAGUGAGAAUCUUGGAGCAUCUCAGGAAGAAAGACUUGGAGGCGAACUCGCAGCACAAUGUGAUACACAUGCUAGAAUAUUUUUACUUCAGGAAUCACCUGUGUAUCAGCUUUGAACUAAUGAGCUUGAACCUGUAUGAGCUAAUCAAAAAGAACAAUUAUCAAGGAUUCAGUCUGAGCUUAAUCCGUCGUUUCGCCAACUCGCUAAUUAGCUGCCUGAGAUUGUUAUACCGAGAGAAUAUCAUUCACUGCGACUUGAAGCCGGAAAACGUGUUGCUGAAGCAACGGGGAAGCAGCUCGAUUAAAGUCAUCGACUUCGGAUCGUCGUGUUACAGUCAUCAGCGCGUCUACACGUACAUACAGUCGAGGUUUUACAGGAGUCCGGAAGUAAUUCUCGGUCUUCCUUACGGCACGCCGAUCGAUAUGUGGAGUCUGGGCUGCAUCCUAGCCGAGCUGUACACGGGAUACCCGCUAUUUCCCGGCGAGGACGAGAUAGAACAGCUCGCCUGCAUUAUGGAAGUCCUCGGCCUGCCGCCGGAUCACAUUAUCAGUCAUGCAACUCGUCGCAGACUUUUCUUCGAUCAAAAAGGAAGUCCGCGAUGCGUGACGAAUAGCAAGGGCAAAAAGAGGUGGGCAGGUAGCAAGAACCUUUCGAUGGCUCUUCGGUGCUCUGACGCGCUCUUCGUCAACUUCGUUAGCAAAUGCCUCGAGUGGGAUCCAAAGAAGCGUAUGACCCCCGACGAGGCGAUGCGCCACGAGUGGCUAACAUCGUCGUCCUCGUCACACGUGAGCUCCUCUUCGUCGGCGAUAGCGUCGUCGACGGUGAACGCGAGCGCGAACACAACGACGACGAGCGUCGAGACGUCGCGGGAGUCUGCACAUGCGCCGCAGACGGUGAGCGUGACCGUCAGCGCGCCGCGGCAACGUGCGACGACGAUGGAGGAUCCGCCGUACACGAUGUACCGAUUAUACAAAGGUCGCAAGUACGUGCAGAAGGUCUCCGCGGGCGCCGACAGCACCGACGGCGGCGGCGGCGGCGGUCUGAUGGUGAAGAGCAAACUAAACGGCAGCGCGAGCAGUCACGCCCUGGCGAGUAGUACGCAGACGGCAACGUCGAGGCACGCGUCGACCGGCGACAUCGUCGCGAGUCUCGACCCGAAUCUCGACGACUCAGGCACGUUCUUGCCGCCGAUAUUGUGAAGUCGGGUUUGCGCCAGCCAUUUCUAAACGUGCCACUCUUCGCGCAUUGACGCGCGGAUUAAUAGACUCGCUCAAGAGUGCCGUUGCAAGAAGUGAAUAGAUAUCAUUAUCGUACGAUGUAAGUCGGAGGAGCGAGUGCAAUUGAAUAGAACGGCGCGUAUAGAACUGACUGGUCGGCCCGACAAUGUCGUUUCCCCGAUGCCAAAACGGCUAGACACGCAGAAUCGCUAGUCUCGGCAUGCAUCGAGUUAUGAGGCCAAAUUGAUGAUCUAACGACGGGAGGAGAGAGAGAGAGAGAGAGCGCGCGCGCGCGCGGGCAUGCCGGAUAACGAGCGAUCGCGCGAGAUUUUCGCGCGCUCUCGAGGGGAUGUCACUCAGGUAAUCAAUGGAUUCGUGUGCGCGCAUUAUCGUAGUUGCUUGCGAACAAUGUAGACCUGCUGCCCACGACGAGGAUAACUAGCAAUUGUAAGUGUAUGCCGUAUCACUUUUCGAUUACGGACCAUCGUAUUUAUACGGUUCGAGCGUUUAAUCUCGCGCGAAGUGCGCAACGUUAACAGUCACGGAAUCUCGGCCAUAGAUGUAAAAGAAUUAUAAUCGAAAGUUUGUAAACGUCAUAUAUAGGUCGCGGCGAGCGACGUUUCGUCACCCGGCCUGCGGUGAUGAAGAAAAUGAUCGCGCUAGUGAACGCGGUCGAAACGUAUACUGUUAGGAGCGCAUAAUAGCAUUAUACUUUCGACACUUACGCGAGUACGCAAGCGACGCGAUUACAGAGCACGACAUCACCGGUCGUCGCAAUGUGAUGCGCGUGAAAAAGCGAAGAACGAGGCGACACAUACUAGAAGAAAAAAAAAAGAAAAAAAAAGAAACAACGAUUCGCUCGACAACUGCGUCGGGAUCACCAUCGAAUUACGGUCGCGCCUGAGUCGUCCGAGACCUGUGGUCGCCAACACAGGGUCGCGAUUAAUAACGAAGCGUCAAGGCGAGGAGUAACAUUAAUACGUGAAGCGUGCCCCAGUUUAAACGAGGCCUGAGUAGUCUUAUUGUGAUAUUAAACUACCACUGUCUUACUUAGAUCUCUCUGAUAUUAAGAAGUAACGAUCGCUAAUAAUAAUUUCAAUUUACUAUUAAUCAUUAUUUUCUUAUAUGUAACACGCUAUAUCGCCACUACUAUCCGCGAGGAUAUAGCAUUACGAGUAACGAAAUUAAUCGUCGAUAAUUAACAUUACUUAUACAUAUAUAUACACACAUAUAUAUGUAGGCAUGUACAGAUUUUAAUUACGUGUCUUCGAAAUCCGGGAGCAUGCUAUAAUUCGCUUGCUACGAAUACGUGAAAGAAAGGAAGCCCGACGAUAUUUCCAUGAUUUAUCUCCUAUUACUGUUACGUCGCUUCUUCUGUUGUCAUUAAUCGUCCGAGUGACGUAACACACAAUACUUUAUUGCGCCGGAAUUAAUUAUCGAUUAAACGCACCGUGAGACUCUCCGCCGCCGCUUCGCUUUACUACUCAUUUACAUAUUUACUCAUAGCUUCCUGGUGUUAAUUAGCAAUUUGUGAUUUGACGCGCCCUUCCCCCCCCCCCCUUCGGUAUUAUCACGAGCGUUUCGCGAUAUGCAGAGGAUUUGACGAAAAAAAAAAAAAAUUAUAUUGUAUAGUAUAUUGUAUAACGUUAGGCUACUUUUAGACAUGGUAAUUGUUCGAUGUGCCCGUACCCAUUCUAAAGUUUCGCGAAGUCAACGCAGGACGGACUCGAGCUCGUAAUAAUUAUAUCAUUAUGACAUUAGGAACGUGAGAUGCGUCACUCCACACUGUUUUGCCGCUUUCGAGCUUCCAUCUCGAACUGGAAUCUUCCGUUGUUUCGCAUGCUUCUCGAUUAAUUAAUUAAAGUCCUAUCAUAUGUAUAUGGUAUCAUUAAAUGUCCUAAAUUAUUGUCAAUGUUUCAUUAUCACGGCCGAAAAUGAUUGGAACAAAUGCAUAAGCAUCGAUGCUUGUAAAUUACGAUCGCGUACAAGAGACUGAAAUGAAUCGUUAUUUUAUAUUACUAAUAAAUAUAUAGCAAAAUUUGUUCCUAAUAGUUCGUUUUGCAAAUCGCUUUAUAUUUAUUUCACUUUAGCGGAUUCGUUCAGUUCCUUCACGAAACAUAUUGUUCGAGUCGCGGUAUAAGUUUUCGAACGUCUCACGAUAAUAAUCGAAACGAAUAAUAAAGCGGAUUUGUGACAAGCGAGUCCAUUUAGGCCCAAGACCUUUUUAGGACAACUAAUAAUAUCGUACCAAUCGUAGUAGUAUCGCGCGACAUUAUCGGUGAAUGGCCAAUAAAACGAGCGGAGAUAUUAUAUUAAGAAUUACAUAUAAUUAUGAUUCGUACAGCGGAUCUGUGCCCGAAACGAACGACUGACGAAGUAGCGCAUAUUAUAUAUGACAUAUUACACGAUUCUCACGAUCUAUGCGGGUUCGUAAUAGUCGCUCUUGAGUAAAUCACGUCGAAUGUAACGACGACCACGAAAUCUCGGGUAAGCACUUCGUUCGAUUGCUCCAGGCAAAAAAAAAAAGGUUUUACGAGCGUAGUGUCUACGAAGCGACGAUUUCUAGGGAACGAAAUAUAUCAAAUUGUGUAUAAAGUAAAAGAUGUGAUGACUGUGUGUGCAUGCGUGCGUGCGUGCGUGCGUGCGUACGUGCGUGCGUGCAACGGAGACUCGUCUCCACCGGGGAAAUAGGAGCAAAUGCUGGAAAGAGUGUGAUAUACGAUUAUACAUGUAUCUAUUAUUAUAAAUAUAUACCAUUAUAUACACACAUUGAAGCAAAAUUGCAUUGCAAAAGAAAAAAAAAAGACGGAAAGCGAGUUAAGUCUAGGAGAUACGUAGACGGUAAUUAGACGAAGAACAUUCGAAGAACAAGCGUGACUCCGCCGUACGCGGAGUCCCGUGAGACGCGCGCCGUUCAAUUGUACAGUCUUAAGUUUUUAGUUGUGUUCACUAUUGUAUACAGCGGGAUCAAAUUAUAAUAUGUAUAUAGAAGAGACGUUGUGUAAUCUGCGUAACAAGUAUCACCACCACAUAUAUACCAUUACACAGAGACUCACGCGUGCACACUCGGCACGCACUGUGUCGCGUGUACGCUUAAAAAAAAGAAACAUAAGAGAAGCAUGUUCGUAUAGCGGGGAAAAAAAAAAACGUGCUAAUGGCCAGUUUCGCCAGUGUCAGUUGACCCGACCGAAUCUCAGAAGAGAUUCGCUCACAGGCUGUAAUCAGCACCGCAGUUAGCCGGCUCUGGCGCGACCGGAAAGCGAAAAAAAAAAAAAAAA